Bathycoccus prasinos is the source of this 1677-nucleotide messenger RNA. RefSeq lists its product with no specific name. The coding region runs from base 1 to 1677 and encodes 558 amino acids. The transcript has a single exon. The record is from RefSeq and is a predicted model, not a curated record. Lineage: Eukaryota; Viridiplantae; Chlorophyta; Mamiellophyceae; Mamiellales; Bathycoccaceae.
AUGCAUCAUCGCUUUCUUUUCGCGGGUUCGUCGACGAUUUCUGCCGCCGAGCAGGGCGGCGAUGGUGACGACGACGACGAUAACGGUCUUCUCCUCGGAAAAGGAAAAGAAGAUGACGAGCACGAAGAAGUGCUUUUGGGGGUCGUCGUCGCGGAGAAACAUCGACCGAAAAAGGCGUUCGUUUCGCCUUUAACGAUGACGACGAAAGAGAGCGGUGGCGGCGCUCAGUCUUGGAUUCGGACACUUUUCUUUGUCGCGGCGUUCUUAUGUUUCGUGUUGUUUUACGAGGAGACUUUGGCGGUGAGGAAGACGCUGAGAGCGCAGAUGACAACGUUUGGUAGCGGCGGACGCGGCGCGAGCGUCGCGGAGGAUCGCAGUCGGAGUAGGAGGAGCGCGGUGGUACCUCGUCGAGAUUCUUCUUCUUCUUCUCUUGGUGCUAAUAUUUCUUCUCCUAUAUCUUCUCCUCCCAUAUCUUCGGCUUCGUUGCGAAGGCACUUUGUGAGCGGCGAAGACCGGGACGGAUUUUUUCAUCGAUUCUUCGAGAAGAAUUUCCAAGACGUGGAGAAGUUUGGGCAGAACGAGAAACUUUCGAGAGAGCGGAUGCGCGCGGCGGUGAGAAGAGACUCUAGGAAGCUGGCGUUAUACGCGUUACGGCGAAAUACUAAUAACCCUAGCAAAAGCGUGUUUGAAUGGGUUCGGUUGGAAGGGCAGACGCAGUGGUGGUCCACGAAUGGCUUUCACGAAUUCAUGCGCGAUAAAGUCGCGGAUAUUGGCCAAAAGUACCUCCAAGACGAUUUUAAGGAGACGUGGUUUUUGAUCAAUUGUUUCGACGAGCCUUUGAUGAUGGGUGAGUGCCCGAAACAGCAGCAACUGUCCAAUUUGCACGGGUUAAUCCAGAGAAGGACGUCGCCGUUUUCUUUUAGUGGAGAUGGCGUGGUCGUGUGGAGCAUGGCGAAGGUGGACGGAUGUCACGACGACUUGCUGUUUCCGUUUCCGGAUUAUUUCAGGCACGCCAAGAAUUACAUCACAAAAGAUGCGGAUAGAAAUAAAGGAGGCGUCUCAUCGAUACUAAACGCCACGGAACGUUCGUCGUGGGAGCAGUUUCAGCUUCGCAAGGAUCCGAGUUGGGACGAACGUUCGAACGAUAUUAAAUUUAGAGGAUCGUCGACGGGAUCGAGGACGCCGGAGACCAACUUGCGCAACAGAGUGAUUAAAGAUUUAAUAAAUGAACCCGGGUUUGACGUAGGCUUUACGGACUUCAUACAAGGAUUUCCGCAUGCUCACGACUUAGCGAAACCAAGGAUGGGAGACGGCGAUUUCGGGAAGAAUAAAGUGCUUUUAGACAUCGAUGGCAACUCGCAUUCGUUCAAUAGGCAGUUAGUCAUCGCUCGCGCCGGAUCGGCGAUGCUGCGCAUAAACGUGUUCAACGAUUGGUUCAGUAGAGGUUUAGAGGACGGCGAGUUUAGCUUUACGGUAAAUCCAGAAAACGUGCUGGCAGAAGCGAGGGCGUUUCGCGACGACAAGCUCCUCGGCGGAAAAGAAGGAGAGUUGGAAGACGUGCGACAAUCGGCGAUGGCUUUACAGGAUUUGGCGCAAUGGCUCGACGAGAGCGUCGGCGUGCGGUACAUGGGACAGAUGAUCAAACGGUACGUAAACGCGAUGACAUUAGUAGACUAA